Molecule: messenger RNA, 852 nt
Organism: Naegleria fowleri
Lineage: Eukaryota; Heterolobosea; Eutetramitea; Acrasida; Naegleriidae
Exons: 1
Coding region: 1-852 (283 amino acids)
Source: RefSeq, a predicted model, not a curated record
AUGGUCAAUCUUAAAUUGUUUAUCAAAUUGAAACCAAUCAAUAAGACUCAAAGAGUCCAAAAGAUGGAAGAUAUUCAGAAUCAUUGCGAAACAUUGAACAAUCUCUCUUUGAAUGCAUUCCAACAACUCGUUCAAAAGAAAUUGAAUCAUUCAAGCUUUGAAAAGAUGAAUAUCAAAGUAAGAGUUGGCGACAAAUUUAGAUCCAUUCACAAUGAAAAGAAAUGGAAGGAAUGGAUUCCAAAACUCGAAAUGCCCACCAAUUGCACAGAUUUGAUCGAAUUCAAAGUGGUGGUGGUUUUAGUUGACCACAUGGUUCCUUCGAUGGAGAAUGUCACAUCAUCUCAAAAGGUUGAACAAGUCAUUGAAACAAAAGAAGAGAAGAAUGACACUCCCUUGCCGUCAUCCACUGAAAAGGAAAUGACACCACUCGUUCCUACCUCUCUUGGAAACGAAUUAGCUGCAAAUCAAAAAUCUCAACAAGUUAAUGAUUUGAAAAGAUUGAAGGAUGAAAUUGCUGAUAUCAAAAAUGUGUUAAAAUUGAAAAAGCAAGAGUUUAAGAAUUUAAAGAUUGAAAUCAAGCAGAGAAAACAACUUUCUGUUGCUUCUGAUCUGGUUUGUGUCGUUCCAAAAGAAGCAACUCUCUUGCCAAACGAAACCAAAUGCACAUCAAAGACAGAAAUGAAACAUUGGAAAGAAGAACGCAAACAUGAAAAGCUCAUGACAAAGAUUGAGAGAGAAAAUUUCAAAAAGCUCAAAAAGGAGCUCCAAAAGGCAGAUGUGAAAGAGAGAUUCAAACCAAGUUCGAAUCAAACAAGACCAUGCAAAACAAUCCUCACUCAACAACAUCACUAA